Akanthomyces muscarius is the source of this 1212-nucleotide messenger RNA. RefSeq lists its product as uncharacterized. The record is from RefSeq and is a predicted model, not a curated record. The coding region runs from base 1 to 1212 and encodes 403 amino acids. Gene Ontology annotation, biological process: lipid metabolic process. Lineage: Eukaryota; Fungi; Ascomycota; Sordariomycetes; Hypocreales; Cordycipitaceae. The transcript has 2 exons.
AUGGCCGCACCACCACUCAGCCCUACGGCCAUCACCCCCGCCAUACUCUCGAUAGCCAUCUACGCCCUCCUCUUCGCCCUCACCCUCGUGUUCCUCCCCCGAAAUGCCAUCGUCACACGUACGCUCAGUCUCGUCCCCCUCACCCUCGCAGCCUGCAGCGUCUUCCGAUAUGCCAUUGCCCUCGUCGGGCCAGCCGCGACGCGGCAGUCGUCUUUUCUCGGUCUCUUGAUCAUCCACUGGCUCGGGCUCGUCGAGUACAUUCUCCUCUCGCGGGUUGAUUCCGCCAAGCUUUGCUCUCUCGCUGCUCCUGCCGCCAGUGGCCAGACGGAGCGGAAUGGACAGGCAGGGCUGGCGCGGCAGCUCUGGCAGGCGCUCUCGCUGAGCUGCAACGCGCGGCGUCUGGGCACAGAGUGGGAAGUCAAGAACGUGUACCACCGCGCGGGUGGAGCGCAGACUAGACUGCGGUUUGUGGCGCAUGUGGUGCCGCGGAUCGUACUUUGCUAUCUGGUCGUGGAGGGGUUGACGUCGGGCCCGCUGCCGGAGGCGCGCUUCAUCACGGCUGAGAAGCAGACGGCGUGGAAGCUAUGGACACUGACUGGCGAGGAUGUCGGCUUCCGAGUGGGAGCGACGAUGUUUUUCUGGCUGAUUACGUAUUGUGUAAUUUACAUCCUUAUUCACGUCCCGGCUGUGGUGUCCGUCGUUCUGGGGAUGAGCGCUCCGGAGUUCUGGCCGCAUCUGUUUGGGCCGAUGUCUGCGCUCUACACCAUCCGUGGUUUCUGGGGCUCGUUCUGGCAUCAGCGCCUUCGCAAGACGCUCACGUCCUUGUCCGACUUCAUCGCCUCCGCCGUGCUCGCCAUCCCGCAUCCUAGCGUGCUGUCCACGUACACGCGGCUCUUCCUCGUCUUUGCUAUUAGCGGGCUGCUGCACCAUCCGGCAGACAUAUUCCAGGGCAUGCCGGUGACGCAGACGGCGUCGCUGGCGUUUUUCCUGAUGCAGCCUGUGGGCAUCGUGGCCGAGGACGCGGUGCAGGCGCUGACGCGAAGCUGGCCGCUGCCACGUGUGAUGAGGAGCAUCGCGGGGUAUGCGUGGGUGGCAUUAUUCCUAGUGUGCACGACGCCGACGUGGAUGUUUGGCGUGAUGAGGCUGGGACAGACGCCGGAUGUGCUGCCCAAGGUGGUGAAGCCGCUGGUGGACAUGUUGACUGCCAAGUAA